This is a messenger RNA of Sorghum bicolor (sorghum), 2491 nucleotides long. RefSeq names its product pentatricopeptide repeat-containing protein At1g66345, mitochondrial. The record is from RefSeq and is a predicted model, not a curated record. The coding region runs from base 233 to 1939 and encodes 568 amino acids. NCBI's taxonomy places the organism in Eukaryota, Viridiplantae, Streptophyta, Magnoliopsida, Poales, Poaceae. The transcript has 2 exons. Gene Ontology annotation, molecular function: protein binding.
UAGUGUUGGUUAUUGUCAAAUUUUGAAAGGCUCGCCAAUUGAAUGUCAAAUAUCAAAAUAUCUCUAAACAGAGAAAUCAGAUCAAGGCCAGUCAAAUAUCAAAAUCUCUCACCAAUCUGAACGAGACAAACGCGCACUUCCGCAACGUUGCCAUUUCUGAACUACCGCAACCAUGCUUAGGUGCAGCGAGGUUGCCGCAACGUGAGCUCGCGCAGCUUGCAACGCUAUUUCCAUGGCCGUGAACGCCGUCGCGCGGCGCGGCGGCGGUCUGCACGGUCGCACGCCCGCUUCAGCGCUGUUCACGGCCGCCACACAUGCGACGCCUCAACACAUCUCCCACUACCUGGCGCACCAGCCGCGGGCGACAUGGGAGGCGCUCUCCGCCGCCUUCCCUGCCGGCGCGGUGUCCCACGGCCACGUCGAUGCCGUUCUCCUCUCCCUCGCCAGGCACCCCCACGCCUCCCCCGAGCCCGUCGCCAAGAAUGCCCUCACCUUCUUCCACUGGUCCGCCGCCGCAGCCUCCUCUUCCUCGCACUCGCUCCGGUCCUACUGCCUCCUCGUCCACCUCCUCUCCCGCGCCGCGCUCUUCCGCAACGCCUCCGUCCUCCUCGAGUCAGCCAUCUCCAGGCACUCGUCGUCUUCGGCCCCCGCCUCGUGCUUCAUCGACACCUUCUUCGCCGCCUACGAGGACAGCGGCACGGCCGCCACGACCCGCGGCUUACACCUCCUGGUUCAUGCCUACGCGCGGCUGCGCCUCCCGGCGGAGGCCCUCGAGGCCUGUCGCUACCUCGCGCGGCGCGGCGUGCUGCCCUCACUCUCCGCCUUCAACGCCGCGCUGCACGCGGCGCAGCGCGCUGGGUCGUUCGGUGUCGCAUGGGAAGUGUUCGAGCUUAUGACGCUGAAGCGACUGUAUGCCAACAAGAGCACCGUCGAGCUUGUCAUUGGCGUCCUGAGCCGGGAAGGCAAGCUCGCCAGGACCGCGGCGCUCGUGGAGAGGAUCCAUGGUAAGAAGUGUGCGCCUGGCAUUGUGGCGCACGUCGCACUCACGUUGAGGAUGAUCGAGGAAGAGAGGGUGGAGCAGGUGAUAUUGCUGCUGAAGAGGAUGCUGCAGAGGAACAUUCUCCUCGACGACAUUGCUCACUCACUGAUGGUGCAUGCCUACUGCCGCAUUGGUGAUCUCAUGUCAGCACUCGAGCAAUGCGAUGACAUGGUUCGUCGUGGUCGUCGUCUGAAUGCAUUCGUGUACACUUGCCUCAUCAGAGUGCAUUGCUGCGAAGGGUGUAUGGACAAGGCUGCUCAGUUGCACCAAGAAAUGUUAUCCAUGGGAGCAAAACCGUAUGAUGCUACGUACAAUCAUCUCAUUGCUGGUUGUUUCAGACAAGGGAUGAUAAAGGAAGGCCUGGCCUAUUUUGACAACAUGCAUGAGGAAGGUUUUGUGCUGGACAUUGGCAGCUGCAAUGAGAUGUUAGAGGGACUCUGCAAUGCAGGAGAGGUUCACAGGGCAAACAAUGUGCUGACGGCAAUGAUGGACAAAGGACUUCUUCCUGAUCAGGAUACAUACUUGAGCCUUAUUAAUGGAUAUGGCAAGGUUGGCAAUAACCAAGGUAUUGUCAACCUCUACCAUGAGAUGGAGCACAGAGGGCUUGAUCCUGGUGUUGAGGUUUUUACGACCUUGAUCAAGGGCCUUUGCCAGUGUGGAAAUUUGAAGGAAGCUGAAAAGUUUUUUAUCAUGAUGAAGAAGAAAACAGUGGCCCCGACUAGCGACUUGUAUGAUAUGCUUAUCAGCGGUUACUGUGAGAAGCGCAAUGCUAAGAGGGCACUUUGGUUGUAUGAUAUGAUGGUGGCAGAGAAUGAGAGGCUUGUCCCCUCUGCUGAAACUUUUAUGAUGCUGGUCAGGAGAGUCAUCAAAGUAAAGAAUGUGUGUUCCCCUGAUAGCUGACCAUAUAAUUAGAUACUGGAGGCUGGAGGAGAACUGACGGGCUUGUAAAGGUUAAAAGGGAUAGAAGAAAAAGAUUUUAAAGCUCCCAAGACACAAAUCUGCUACCUGGAAGGCUGGAGCACCACCUUCACUACGAUUGCACUAUCACGAGCGUAUGGGACAUAAAUGCAGGCCACUGUAUGUGGUCUAUGUCAAGCACAGAUUGGAUCUCAUCUGUCAGGUCACCAAAUAUUGUUUAAGGCAGCAGUUUGUUGUGGAUAGCUAAAAAUAAGAUAAUGUUGAGAAUAAUAAAGGAUUUUUAGUAUUACUUGAUCACAUGCAUGUCUGUCCUAUUUGGAAUUCUAGAUCCCAUUUACCAGCUAUGAUUUGCCUGCAUCUAUUGCCGCUAUCGUCUUCUACGACUUUACUUCACUGCUGGCUUCCAAAGUGUUGAGUUCCUUUUUUAUUAUGUUCAGUUAGCUGGGGUUGUCAAGUGGAGGGACCCCUCCCUCUCUGUUCUUGCUUUUCGUUUGUGUUAGGGACUUCGUUGGUAAUCUAUGGAUUAUUUGUGAA